AUGCCAGUGAGGGUGGUCAUACUCAUCGCCCAUCUCCUCACGCCAGGCAUCGUCAAGGCGGGAGAAGCAGCGGUGCUGGGUGUGAAACUUGUUGCACGUCUGACCCUUGCGGUCACCUGUGCGAAUGACAUAAGGGCAGCGACCACCACCCCCAGACUUCCCACGCUGAGCAAGCCACUCACGAAGCUGCUGGGAGGUCUCGGGACGUUGCUUCUAUUGUUGGCUCUGGCCAGUGCCAGUGCCUCCACCCCGACCGCCACCGCCGCCGCCACCACUGCCCCGGCCGCCACUGCCGCAGCCACCGCCGCCGCCACCCCCUCCGCCGCCGCCGCCGCCUACGCCACCGCCUCCUCCGCCACCGCCUCCUCCGCCACCGCCUCCACCGCCGCUACCGACGCUACCACUCCCGCCACCAGCCCCUCCUCCACCUCCGCCUCCUCCACCUCCUCCACCACCACCACCCCCGGUGCCACCUCCGCUACCCUUGGCUCCCUUGCCCUUGCCGUUGCGGCGCCUCCCACUCAGAGCAGAGGCAGCACCAGCAGAAUCAGCACCAAGGAAGUCAACUACAGCAACAGUAGUGAAAGAGGGGGCGAGGGGAGAGGGAGAGCACCCCUCAAAGAUGGGGGUGCGAGGAGCGCCACGAGCAGCACCGACAGCUACUAUGCUCUUCUCUGCUGCAAAGAGGUGCUGCUCUAG
Messenger RNA from Closterium sp. Yama58-4, 699 nucleotides. The record is from the annotation of a GenBank genome assembly. Lineage: Eukaryota; Viridiplantae; Streptophyta; Zygnematophyceae; Desmidiales; Closteriaceae.